Molecule: messenger RNA, 2794 nt
Organism: Hydractinia symbiolongicarpus
Lineage: Eukaryota; Metazoa; Cnidaria; Hydrozoa; Anthoathecata; Hydractiniidae
Exons: 4
Coding region: 337-2661 (774 amino acids)
Source: RefSeq, a predicted model, not a curated record
AAAGAUUAUGCAGAAGGACAACAGAACCGAAUAUGAGUCGUGCUUCAGCAAAAGUCGAUGUAAAAAACAUCGUGAAGAGAAGUUUAGCUAAAACCGCUAGAGUUUUCUUGAUUUGAAUAAUGUCCAUUCACCAAAAUAUGGUUAUGCCUUUUCAAUUCAGGUGAUGAAGUAAAAACUCGUGUGCAAAUAAAUGUAUUGUUAGGAUUUUUCAUAGUUUUUUAAAACUUUGCUUGACUCUCCUCCAAGUUCUUGCCAGGAAUUGGCGAAGUCAACCGCAAAGGUCAACAAGAAAUCGUUAACAUAUCAUUAUUUCCUUUUAUAGACGCACUGGUGAUAAUGGUCAGUUUUGAUGCAUCAGAAGGCGUCGUUUCAAAGUUGUAUUGUACCAUGCGUGGAAAAACUUUAUGGUUUGGCUUUCUUGUUCUCAUUGUCCUGUUAAUGAUUAUGCUUGGUAUAUACAACGAAAGGGGAAAUAUUUUAGAUCUUUCAGCACUGUAUCGCAGUAAAGGUGAUACAAUAUCUCCUAUAAAGCUUAAAGAUUUCCAAAAUAAAACGCGGAAAGGUUGGUGGAAGAAUUUAAUGCUGAAAAGCAAUGCGAGUCCUUCGACAGUACUAUGUGCGUUUCAACCACUAACCAACAAAAUAUUUAAAAGAAAACGAAAAACAGUUGUACUUGGCAUGGGCGUUCAUUUAGGGCACGAUGCUGAUCAAGAGUUCUCUUGCAGGAAAUCUGGAAUAGAGUAUAUUAGUUGGGAAAUGAGGAGUAAAGACGCACCAACAAUUAUCAAAAGUUUUUUAGUUCAUUCCUACGACCAAAAUCAUCUCCAUAAAACUCAAAAAAUAUUUUGGGAAAAACUACGCAAUCACCCGCAAUUAGUCAAAGCAGACAUUAUAAUAUGUGGUUUCGACGUAUGGCAUUGUCUCAUAUUUGCACCGUUUAAUAAGAAAAUGAUCCUAAAUCCUGGUUAUAGAUUUGAAGGCCACUUACCAACUAAUGGUGAGCAAGCUAAGCACUUGCAAAGUGUACUUUAUAAUGCAGUUCGAUACAACCCUGAUGUGAUAAUGGCAGGACAUAUUAUUUAUGACAUAUUGUACGAGCAGCACUUUUUAGGUUCUCACAAAAUCAUUCCACUCCCUGCAACUGGUUACUAUGUGCGCGAAAGAUUAGAACAAGAACUUCAACAACAUAAAUGCCAGGGUGUACCUAUAAAGACUAGUGGCUAUCAUCCGAGCAAAAUGGAGGUGUUGAUCAUGCCCAAACGGCUGUCUAAAGGUGGAUACAUUGUUGCAGAAGAAAUCAAAAACUACAAAGGAAAAGCUAAAAAAAAAUACGAAGUCAAACUCUUUGAAGAGGCAUUUAAAGGUCGAUAUAACUACUGCCAGAUAGGAGCAUAUCAGGCUGGAAUUGUUCUGGGCUAUUCUGUCAUGUCUUACUUCACAUCUGAAGUGGCAAGUUUGGGCAUUCCCUUGUUUGUGCCUACACCUCGUCUGUAUGCUGAAUGGGAGAGAAAAUACCAUCUCAUUCUGGAAAGAAAGAGUAGUUUAGAACAAGCUCGUCUGGACGACAUGAAAGAAAGUUCGCGGUCGAUAAACAUGGGAUAUAACCCGAAUGAUGAUUUCGAUGAAAAAGCAAUCUUAGAAUGGGUGAAAUAUUCGGAUUAUUAUUAUUACGGCGGCGUCCAGCAGUUUGACAGUUAUGAAGAACUAUUCGAAAAAUUGGAGAAUUCCGAUCUUCAAGCGAUGAGUGCAGCAAUGCUCAAAGAUAGAAAACAAAAUCGAGAUAAAAAUAUAAAUAAUUUGAAAGCUAUAGAAAAGUAUUUCUUCGAUGGAGAACAUGAAACAAAUACUUAUAUCCCAAAGACGUUCUCGGAGGGGAUGAAACUUUGGCAAGAAAAACUGAACCCACCUAAAUUUGAUUUUAACCAUGACCACUACACUGCGAAAAAGGAUAUCGUGAUAAUCAACUAUGACGAAUAUGUUAACGUUUUUAAAUUAAAGCCGUCAUGUGCACACGCCGUUGCAUAUGGAAUUAUAUUUUAUAGUGUUACUCUCGAGGCUUCGUAUACUAAUGUGAAUUGUACUUUUUUAAGACUGCAAGACCUGCAAUCGCAUUCUAUUGUUGCUGGAAUAAUAAAAAAGUUUCCCUUGUGGACGUCUGAUAGAGUUGUGCAAGAUUUGAUAAUUCUGAUUCAUGCAAUUCAACUUAAAGCAACAUCUGUAACGAAAUUAUUUUAUGACAAUCUUGAACUUUGUAAAGUGGCCAAGUUUACACAUGUAUUGCCCCACAUUGUUGGUUGGAGUGAGAUAACGUUUAAUAGUACAAACUUUUGGUACGCUUGGGUACCCUUUACUGAUUUUACUGUGGUUAAAAUGUGGUAUCACUUUGUUUUAAAGUUUUUGAAGUUUAAAUCAAACCAACCUAAAUGUUUUUCACUAUCACAUUCCACAUCUUAUUUCUCCACAGAAGACUUCGAGGCUUUAAAUGAUUACCUUCAGUUUUGGAAAACUGAUGAACGAAACAAUUUCUUUAAUCUCUUAGAUCAACUAAACUUUGAACUCGCUGUUCGUGGAUACACGACGAAAUACUACGCUGAGCUACACCGCACGUGGUUGGAAACAAUAUCAGGCUAUACUAACUCGACGAGUAUGUUAACGAUGUAGAUGAACUAGCAACAGAUAGCGUCAAGGUUUUACAGCAUUUUGAAUACUCAGUGAAUUGAUAGUGCUAAGCUGUAUUCGCAGUUAAUGUUUUUAAAUUUUUAAUAGGUUAUGAAAAAUUAAAUAUAAUAGCUGA